Messenger RNA from Anneissia japonica, 1512 nucleotides. Its product is annotated as sulfotransferase 1C4-like. Gene Ontology annotation, cellular component: cytoplasm. Gene Ontology annotation, molecular function: sulfotransferase activity. The transcript is spliced from 4 exons. Gene Ontology annotation, biological process: sulfation. Bases 930 to 1412 code for a protein of 160 amino acids. The record is from RefSeq and is a predicted model, not a curated record. NCBI's taxonomy places the organism in Eukaryota, Metazoa, Echinodermata, Crinoidea, Comatulida, Comatulidae.
GUGACGAAUUUAGGAUCACGCAUGUGUUUCUGCAAAAUGUGUUUCAUCCAAAAUCACUUUAAAAUGUGGGACGCUCGCACCAUGCGAGACGGUUGGUAACUAAAUAAUAAAUAAUAAUUAUAUAGUGCACAGGACCCAAUUUUGUACUCUAGGCCUAUGGUUUAUAGUCCGAGAACACUUGUUCCACUCCAGAGCGUGUAUUUGAAUCAAUGCAAACAUAAAACAGAAACUUGCUCGAUGCAGAUGCUGCGAAGUUUAAGACUUCGCAAAUUAGGCCCAUAUAUUGGUCCACAUGAUCAUCCGUCAGCAAUAUCAUAGGCCUAAAAACAAAUAAUUUUUUUUCCUAAUUUAAGUUCAACAUAAGAAAAUGCCUACAAAACAAAAACAAGUUGCAUAACAUAAAUAAUUCUGCAAGUAAUGUAAAAGUACACGUGUCAAAGACCAUUGUGGUCAGUAGGUCCUUUGUUUAAUUAGGCCUAUAUGCCCAUCUCAUCUUGACUAAUCUAAAAUUACCUAUUAAAAGAGCCGCUUUUUAAUCAAUUGUAUCCGCUCAGUUCGCCCAAAACCUAAUUUUAUUUUUUUUUAAUCGAACACUAGGUCUCGCCUAAAAACAAAGUGGUUUUUUUUUAAAUCAAUUGUAUCCGCUCAAAAUCUGAUUUUAUUAUUAUUUUUCUAAUCGAACACUAGGUCUAUCGCGCGAGCACAGAGCAGUUCAUUGAGGCUGACACAGACUUGAAAAUAGCGCAUGCGGAAAAUAUGUUCUUUAUGGAUGAUUAUAAAUAAUUCAUGACAUUUUACCAAACUACUGAUGUUGAAAAUUCGCGCGAAUAAAUUCGCCUAGUGGAAAACCAGCUUAACAUUACCAGCCUACCUGAAGAAGUGAAUGGAGCAUUCACGAAACGUAGCAUUAAGACCUCAGAGUAUUCAACAUGGAGUCAGCGGGCCGUUUAGUCGAGGGAGUCUAUCAUACCUGGUCAACAACAGAUGAUCUUUUAGAAGGAACUCGAAAGAUGGUAAUCAGAGAAGAUGAUUUAUGGAUCGUCACAUUACCGAAAGCUGGAACGACAUGGACACAAGAAGUGAUUUCACUAUUAUUGAAUGACUGCAAUGCAGAGUUGGCUGAUGUAAAACCGAUAAGUCAACGAUUUCUAUUCGUAGAUUUUGAAAAGAAUUCUAUUCCACCGUACAAAAUUGCAGCAGAGCUUGCGUCACCAAGACUUAUGAAAACCCAUUUUCAAUCACAUCAGAUGCCAGAGGAAUUACUUACAAAACGUUCAAAGAUUGUGUACGUUGGACGGAACCCGAAGGACAAUGCUGUGUCGCUGUUCCACUUCCAUAGAGCGGUAGAUGAUCUGCAGCAAUUCGAGGACUGGAACGAGUUUUACGAUGCAUUUGUAGCGGGUCAUGGUUAGUUUUUGUGUCUAUGACACCAUGGAGGUAUAAAAUGACACUAUGUUGUCGUCAGGCAGUUAAAGAUGGCUGAAAGGGUAAAUCUGGUAGAGGUGCAUUAUG